UUCAGAAGAAAACCUGAUCACAUGGCAAGAUAACACAGCUAUCCCAAACAAGUGUGAGUGCCUGAAGGCUCUCUGCGGCUGCCAGGAGUACAUAUUUUUUUGAUUGCCUAGGAGGAGAAGCGCCACAGACAAUGGCUUGGGGAGUCCGGACAGCAGUCUACCUUUUAUUCAAUGCAAUGGCAGCCUUGGCUAAAGAGGCAGUCGUGACUGUAACGCCUCCAAUCACAGCCCAGCAAAGUAACUGGACAGUUAACAAAACAGCAGCUGACUUUAGGGAAGGACUUAUGGCCUUGAAGUUCUCCCACCCCUGCCUGGAAGACCAUGAUAGUUACUGCAUCAAUGGUGUUUGCCUAUUCCACCAUGAGUUAGAGAAAGUCAUCUGCAGGUGUUUCACUGGUUAUACUGGAGAAAGGUGUGAACACUUGACCUUAACUUCAUAUGCUGUGGAUUCUUAUGAAAAAUACAUUGCAAUUGGGAUUGGUGUUGGAUUGCUAUUAAGUGGUUUUCUUGCUAUUUUUUACUGCUAUAUAAGAAAAAGGUGUCUAAAACUGAAAUCACCUUACAUCUGUUAUGGAGGGAGACCACUGUGAGACUUCUGUAAGGAAUUGUCAUCAAGGCGUUCGUAAAAAUCAGUGGACCCCAAACUGAAAUCUUCAAAUGAAACAACAAAACUUGCCAAACUGACUAGACUUGAAAAUAAUGGAAGUUGGGAUCACAAUGAAAUGAGAGGAUAAAAUUCAACGUUGGUCUUUAAACUUUUC
Lepus europaeus (European hare) is the source of this 761-nucleotide messenger RNA. It is a transcript of the gene EPGN, whose product is annotated as epithelial mitogen. Gene Ontology annotation, biological process: epidermal growth factor receptor signaling pathway; positive regulation of mitotic nuclear division; positive regulation of cell population proliferation. The transcript has 6 exons. The record is from RefSeq and is a predicted model, not a curated record. NCBI's taxonomy places the organism in Eukaryota, Metazoa, Chordata, Mammalia, Lagomorpha, Leporidae. The coding region runs from base 132 to 590 and encodes 152 amino acids.